Molecule: messenger RNA, 195 nt
Organism: Opisthorchis viverrini
Lineage: Eukaryota; Metazoa; Platyhelminthes; Trematoda; Opisthorchiida; Opisthorchiidae
Exons: 1
Coding region: 1-195 (64 amino acids)
Source: RefSeq, a predicted model, not a curated record
AUGCAGGACCAGUGCAAAGAUGCGGACCAAUGUGGUACCUUAAAGUUCGCCGGACACUGCACGUUUCAUGCGCCUCAGCAUCACUCAACUCCAACCCAAGCACUGAUGGACGAGAUUAUAGCCACGGAUGCAGUACAUAAGCCACCAGUCGUACAACACGUUUGUGCGUACUGGUGUAAUGCAGUCACCGUAUAG